UUAAGAUUUAAGUGGGACGGAGCUCACUGACUAAUCAUAAUUCUGUCAAAAAUUUCUUCCUGUGAAAGAAUGUCUGCACAAAAAUUAGCGAAUUUCUUCAAAAAACAGGUCCCAAAACCAAUAAAUAUUUCUAAUGAAGAGAUUGCAAAACACAUUUCCAAAUGUUUAAUAUCCUCGAGCUUUAAUGGCUUCCUGAAAUCACCUCUCCUUCGCAAUCUGAAUCCACAAAUAACCCAUAUGGUUCUUUCGGAUCCACUAAUUCCCGUCAAUUCUUGCUUGUAUUUUUUCGAUUUUCUACGAAAUUCACAAUCUCCAUCUACUCAAAUACCCUAUCUUCAUGCCCACAUUACCCUUAUUUUUAGAUUGUUAGAAGUUAAAAAAUUUGUAGCUGCCAAAAACGUAAUGAAAUAUAUGACUGUAAAUCUCAAAUGCCCAUCUUCAGUUAUGGCGUCUGUUUUGGAACAAUUUGGUUAUAAACCCACAACUGUGGCAAAAUUUUAUGACCUUUUGAUGAGGGUUUUUGCUGAUAAUAAGCAAUUCCAUGAUGCACUUAAGGUGUUUGAUUAUAUGACUGAGAGAAAGUUUUUGGUUGAGGAAAAGAGUUGUAUGGUUUGCUUGGUUGCGCUGAAGAAUUCCGGGAAAUUCGAGUAUUUGCUGGAUUUUCAUGCCAAGAUGGUUGAUUCAGGUGUCCAAAUAACAGUGCAUUCGAUGUCGAUUGUGAUUGAUUGCUUGUGUAAGAUGGGGAAGAUUGAGAACGCUAAAUUAAUGAUUAAUGAAAUGUGUAGUAAAGAAAUUGAACAGAAUUCAUAUCCAUAUAACUCAUUGAUAGCUUUUUACAUAAAGACAAAGGAAUUUGACCAAAUUGGUGAAGUAUUGAGGAUGAUGAAGAAGGUGAAUGUAGAACCUAGUGCAGCUACAUAUACACUUAUAAUCAAGGGAUAUGCUGAUAAUGGGAAGAUCAAAGAAGCCGAAAAAAAGUUCCAGGAAAUGUGUGACAACGGUGUGGAGGUUGAUAUGCAUUUGUAUACUGUGAUGAUAAGUUUGUAUUGCAGGAAACAGGACAUGAAAAUGGCUUGUCAUCUUUUUGAUGAAAUGACUUUGAAAGGCUUUACUCCGAAUGCUCACACUUACGGAGCUCUGAUACACGGGCUGUGCAAGGCCGGACAGUUGGAUGCAGCGGAAAUGCUUGUGAAAGAUAUGAAACAAAAUUGUAUCCAGUUGAAUAGUGUUAUAUAUAAUACAUUGUUGGAUGGUUAUUGCAGAAAAGGGAAAAUCGACGAAGCAUUGAAACUCAAGGAUGUGAUGGAGAAGCAAGGAUUGGUGCCUGAUGUAUACACAUAUAACAUUAUUGCUAGUGGGUUGUGCAGAUUGAACAGAUUUGAGGAUGCCAAGAGAUUCUUGUACUCAAUGUUAGACAAGGGAUUGACAAUGAAUACUUUCAAUUACACAACUUUGAUUGAUUUGCAUUGUAAGGAAGGUAACCUUGUUGAAGCGAGACGACUUUUUAAAGAGAUGGAAACGAAGGGAGUAAGUCCUAAUGUCGUAACGUACAAUGUUUUGAUUGAUGCUUACGUCAAGAAGGGUAUGAUGAAGGAGGUUCAUUUGCUAAAGAACAAGAUGGCAGAAAGGGGAAUAAUUUUGGAUGUGCACUCGUACACUUCGAUUAUACAUGGUGAAUGUAUCAAUGGAAAGAUAAAUUAUGCCCUAGAAUUGUUCAAUGAGAUGCCAGCUAGGAAGUUAGUCCCUAAUGUUGUUACUUAUACAGCAAUAAUUUCGGGUUUGUCGAAGGCUGGGAGAUCAGAUGAAGCUUUCAAAUUGUAUGAUCAAAUGACACAGGCAGGCCUUACACCAGACAGUACAGUAUAUACUUCACUUGUGGGAAGCCUUCAUUCAGCUAAAUAGAAGUUCAAGAGAUUGUACAUAGUAAUUGUGGUGUUUGGCAAAAUAGUUUAUUGGGCAAUGCUAGCUUAUUUUGAUACAAUUAGAGGGUUGGAUGGUCAAAUCAGCUUAUGCUAAUGUUUGGUAAGUUAGCCGGUUGAAACAGCUUAUUGCUAUGAUUAAGCUGUUUUUGAACAAACUGCUCAUAGCAGUGAUUUCAAAAUUAGCUGAUCAAAUUAGCGAACGUAAUCAGCUAUCAGUCGUUUGUCAAACACCCAUAUUUACUUUUUAGAUAAAGUUAGAUCUUAAUUCUUGAUUGUGGAAACCUUAUGAAAUAGCUACACCAAGUAGAUGAUCAAUCUGUAUUCCUUGGAAUAUUUAUAAAUAUUUGAAUUUUAUGUUAUCAAGUAUUCAUCUACCCUUUGAGUUUAGCUAUUAGAGAAAUUUUUAACUUUUAACAAAUUGAUUUAGAUUAUACUCCCUCGGAACCCAUUGAAAUUGCUAGAUUAUAUCUGAAAGUUAUGAACAAUGCAAAUGGAAUCAUCA
Messenger RNA from Amaranthus tricolor (Joseph's coat), 2424 nucleotides. RefSeq names its product pentatricopeptide repeat-containing protein At2g32630. The transcript has a single exon. Lineage: Eukaryota; Viridiplantae; Streptophyta; Magnoliopsida; Caryophyllales; Amaranthaceae. The coding region runs from base 70 to 1902 and encodes 610 amino acids. The record is from RefSeq and is a predicted model, not a curated record. Gene Ontology annotation, molecular function: protein binding.